Molecule: messenger RNA, 1331 nt
Organism: Amborella trichopoda
Lineage: Eukaryota; Viridiplantae; Streptophyta; Magnoliopsida; Amborellales; Amborellaceae
Biological process (GO): protein phosphorylation
Cellular component (GO): cytoplasm; nucleus
Molecular function (GO): protein kinase activity; ATP binding
Source: RefSeq, a predicted model, not a curated record
UGAAAAGUUAUUCCCGCCCUUUUCCUGACCGACCUUAGCGCAUCCGACUCUGAUUUCUCUCUCUAGAAGCCAUCUCUCUCUAAGUGAUUGGAGAGAUCAUUUUGUUCAUCAUUCCUGUACAAGGGGAGCUUAACCCCUUGACAGAGUGUUCAAAUGGCAGGCGUGGAAGACGAUGACGACGACUUCUCUCUCAUCAGGAAGCCCCCUAAGAUGCACAAGCCCUUUAGAAGACCCCCUCCCAUUCCUGUCGAAGAUACUUAUUGUAGGAAUGGAUAUGUGGAGUUGGAAACAUCUCACUAUGAAACAGAGUGCAGGUCUCCAGAGCUCAAAGUGACAAUACCCUGCUUUGAAUCGCCUGUCACUCCUUUGGCAUCUCGCAUUCCCCCUGUGGCUGAAUGCCCUGAUUCUCCCAUUCUCAGAAGUUGGGAUCUUGCAAGGCAGGACAGUUUAACUGAGACGAAAUUGUUGAUGACCACGACAUUGAAGCGAACCACUAGUCUCUUUUUGUUUGGGGAGCACUUUGAAUACAUCAGGGAAAUUGGGAGAGGCUCAGCUAGCAAGGUGUAUGAAGGUCAAGAAAAGAAACAUGGGGUUUUGUAUGCCAUCAAAACAAGUAAGCAACAGUUCCACAAUCGAGAAGAAAGGGAAUAUUUCAUGAGAGAAGUAGAAGCUGUUGCAGGAUUAACAGAGCACCCAAAUGUAGUCAAGUACUAUAGGUGUUGGCAGCAGGAUUUGCAUGUCUUUAUCCAAAUGGAAUUAUGUGAAGGUGGCAAUUUUCGUUCCUUCCUCGAUCAACUUAGUGAUCUUCUUCCUGAGAGUAAGGUCUGGAGUUACAUUAGCCAGAUUGCAUCAGGCCUCAAACACAUUCAUGCAAGUUCCAUUCUCCACCUUGACAUUAAGCCCGAAAACAUACUCCUAGAUAAGCAGGGUGUUCUUAAGAUAGGGGACUUCAGCCUAGCAGUCACACGUGGUCAGUGGGAUUGGCAAGAGGGGGAUGGGGGAUAUCUUGCUCCUGAGCUUCUUAGAGAGGAGGAUCCCAGUUCUGAAUCGGACAUUUACAGCUUUGGGGCUAUGGUCUAUGAGUUAGCUACUGGUAAAUUAUUUCCUCGCUCCAGUCCAGAGCGAGAUGGAGUUAGAUACUUAACUCAACGCUCCAAUGAGCUAAAUAGACUAAUGGCUUCCAUGCUACACCCUUGCCGAGACAAGCGGCCAAGUGCAGCGAGUAUCUUAGAAUGUAGCAAAGAACAUAUUGUGUAAAACGUGAAAGAAAGAAUCAUGUUUGUUUAUUUUGUGUUAAAUAUCACGAAAUGAGUAAAACAAUCCUUUAUUUA